CAUUUUUCAGACAAGGAAAUCAUUCGGAACAAAAGUCAGUAUAUUUCGGUGUAGCUCACGUUUAAACAUAGUCUCGCCCACGCUGCUCACGCGCCGAACCGCCGCCACUCGACUGCCCAGUCCUAUUUGCUUUCUCGACGCCUAUACACGCUCCAGGACAAUCAUGAGUCGCGUAGGACGAACUCGGCGCACGCGCGUCUACGACUGCAACUACAACAAAGGGGAGAGCUACUAUCGCCCCGUGCUGGACCGUUUGGACGGUAAAGUGCCCGUCGCCGUAGAACCAGAGCGCGAGAGGAUCCGCAGCGACGUCGAGAACCGAAUCAAGAGUGCUCUCGACGAGAUCGAGGCGCCCGCCGACGACCUGUUCGACUUCAGAGGUGCGCGCGCGCAGAGGGGCCGGCCGCUGUCCUCCGCCUUGGAGAACGAUGAAUUCUCUGAAGACAUCGCAGAAUCUCUAAAGCGCCUGCGCGCCAGCAAGAAGGCCUCCCGCUUCGCCGAAGAUAUUGACUUCGACAGCAGCGUCGCUAACCUGGAAAACCGCAUGAGGAUCUCCGACAAAAUCUUAGAAACCGUCGGUAUCGGGCAGGCAGAGGUCAGCGGCGCCAGGAGGGCUCUGCAGGAGAAUGAGGAACGCACAGAGAAGCGCAUCGCUCGCAGACUCAACGAAGAGUCUUCGCUCACUAAAUGGUCCGCUUUGAAGAGCGAGGAGGAGAGCGCGGCCGCCCAGCGAGCUAAGGCGUCAAGGGCGCGUCUGUCCGACCUUGAGGACGAGAUGACUGAACUGAACGAACGAAGCGCCGCGAGGGAGAAGCGCGCCGCCAGGCUCCGAGCACUGGUCGCCGACGCCGACAGCGCCGACACCACCAUCGCCUCCACCAAAAUCUCCAUCCGGUCCGAGAAGGAGAAGAAGCAAGUCUCCUUCUAAGCCUGUACCCACUCCCUGCUCUCAGUCGUUUAAGAGCACAGUGAGUUUCUGUUGCGAUAGAUAAAGUUGCUCGUCAGCGUGCUCUUGUAUUUGCCAAUGUACAAUGAUCGAGUUGAAUUUAUUUUAUACUUGUAUAGAAUAAAGCGCUUUCCCUGUUUUUAUUUAUUAAAAUAUUAAAUAGUUUAUUUCGAAUAA
Messenger RNA from Manduca sexta (tobacco hornworm), 1123 nucleotides. RefSeq lists its product as uncharacterized. The coding region runs from base 164 to 928 and encodes 254 amino acids. The transcript has 3 exons. NCBI's taxonomy places the organism in Eukaryota, Metazoa, Arthropoda, Insecta, Lepidoptera, Sphingidae. The record is from RefSeq and is a predicted model, not a curated record.